Molecule: messenger RNA, 1328 nt
Organism: Telopea speciosissima
Lineage: Eukaryota; Viridiplantae; Streptophyta; Magnoliopsida; Proteales; Proteaceae
Product: UNC93-like protein 3
Exons: 10
Coding region: 1-1317 (438 amino acids)
Biological process (GO): potassium ion homeostasis
Source: RefSeq, a predicted model, not a curated record
AUGGAUCCCGUGGAAUCUCAAGAAGCAGUACCUCUGGUUUCUGGGGAUUUGACGGUAGGACGACCGAGGAAUCGUAGUAGGGAUGUCCAUAUAUUGAGCUGUGCUUUCCUAUUGAUUUUGUUGGCUUAUGGGGCUGCUCAGAAUUUGGAGAGCACGGUGAAUUCGGAGGGAGAUUUGGGUACUUACUCGCUGGGCAUACUGUAUCUCUCAUUGACCUUUUUCUCUUUAGUGGCUUCUCCGGUGGUUCAGAAACUCGGGUCCAAGAAUGCUCUGGUUCUUGGAACUACUGGUUAUUGGCUCUUCAUUGCUGCAAAUUUGAAACCAUCCUGGUAUACCAUGGUGCCGGCUUCUUUGUACCUGGGAUUUGCUGCUUCAAUAAUCUGGGUUGGACAGGGAACAUAUCUCACUUCCACUGCACGCUGCCAUGCAGAAGACAACUCUUUGCAUGAAGGGACGGUCAUUGGUAACUUUAAUGGGGAAUUUUGGGGAAUUGUUGCCAGUUAUCAGUGCAUCGGGAAUCUGAUAUCACUAGCUCUGUUGAAAAAUGGAAAGGGAGGAAGUACCAGUGGAACGACACUAUUAUUCAUCAUCUUCCUUGUAAUCAUGACCUUGGGUACCAUGCUGAUGGGCUUUUUACAUAAAAUGGAUGGUAAAGGGGAGGAAGGGCUACCAAAAUCAUCUGAAAGUUUCUUUUCCUCCAUGUUUUCUUUCUUUAAAAAGGUCAUCGCUCCAUUGCUUGACAGGCGGAUGCUGUUGAUCAUCCCUCUUGUCUCAUAUUCAGGCUUGCAGCAAGCAUUUGUUUGGGCUGAAUUUACCAAGUAUGUUGUAACGCCAGCACUUGGUGUCUCGGGUGUAGGUGGUGCAAUGGCAGUUUAUGGGGCUUUUGAUGCAGCAUGUUCAAUGACUGCUGGGCGAUUUACAACUGGUCUUCCAUCAAUUACCUUGAUAGUUUCUGGUGGAGCUUUAAUUCAGGCCAUUGUACUGCUUUCGCUUUUGUUGAAUUACAGGUUAACUAGUGGAGUACUAGGCCUUGUAUACCUACUUCUUAUGUCAGCAAUGUGCGGCAUCGGUGAUGGGGUAUUUAACACACAGCUGAAUGCUCUGUUUGGAAUGCUAUUCAGGCAUGACAUGGAAGGGGCAUUCGCACAACUGAAGGUUUGGCAGAGUGCAUCGACAGCACUUGUGUUCUUUCUGAGCCCAUACAUAACAUUGCAGGCAAUGUUGGUGCUAAUGCUUGCUGCUCUAUUUCUUUCAAUAGCUGGGUUUCUGUUUCUAACACUGCGAGUGGAGAAGGCUUUUUCUUCCUCCGGAUCUUGAUAUUGGCAAUU